GCAGGGAGACCCUUUUACCAUUAGCCAAAAUUAAACUACACUUCCAGUGUAUUUGCAAUCUCAAGGUGAAUCAAGAGGAGGGGCCAACUCUAUCUUUAAGUAAACAGCAGUCAAGGGGCAAAGCCCACUCAACCUUGGGGACAUGGGAGUGAGUGUGUGCCAAAGUUUAAAUCUUUCUGCUAAAGUUCAAACAAAAUUUAUUUCCCUGGAAGGACUGUUUGGAUUUUACAGGAGUGACUCCGUUGUGGAAUCUAAAGAAACUAUUGGGUAAAACUCUGAUUUGGAAAGGCCUCUGGCUCCAAAUUGAUUGGCCCCUGUCAGGAAAAAAAAGUCUAGUCAGUGGUAGAGGCAGCUGAUGGAGAACUUCAGGAAAAUAGACCCCCAACUUCAGCCAAACUUGGAAGAUCUCAAGUAGGAAGCCCUGUCAUUUGAAGCAUGUUGCCAGGAAGACAAGCAGAGAUUGCUGAGGCUUAAACAAGAAACAGUGACCCACUUCCCAGCUGGUGUCUGAAAGACGGGCAACUAUAAAUCUCCAAAGAAACCCAUUGGGUGACUAUCGGCAACUCACACCCUCUCCACCUCAGAAGAAGGCAAACUCUCUCUGAACGAAUUUUGCCAAGAAAACCCGCUCAGGAUGCAGCUGUUGCUCUGCAUUCUCCUAAUUCCCUUAAUUGCCUCUGAACAAGGGAACUCUGGUGUGAACGUCACUCUUAGAAUUCUGAGCAGAACUGUGGAAAAACUCCCACCAGUGAUACCAGUCCCAGAAAAAGGAGGAAACCAAGCAACACGGUACUCAAAAAAAAAUAAACGACAGGACACUUUGGGCAAUGAGGCAUUUCAGGGCACAAGCCUGAAGUGGGUGCCAUUUCAAGGAAAUAUCUCCCAAGAGGCUGUCUCACUGUGGAAUGACUAUGCCCAGAGGACAGAGUAUAUUUGCGCUACUGAAGUUUGUCGAGUUGGAUUCUACAGUCCGAAGGAGGGCUUGUCCUGUUUCUACACUUUUGAAGGGAAACAGAAUCAAAGCGCCAGGUUCUGGCUUUUAGUGAAUGAAAAUACACUAGAACUGUUGGAAUGGCAAAGCGGAUAUGCCGGGAGUGUUCCCUCUAAUGCUAUAGGUACUUGCUCAGGAGAUAGAUUUUAUGUUGGCAAAAAUAAAUAUGGCCUUGGGGAGGUUGACCGACAGAAUGGAGUUUUCUUUAUACCAAUGGAUGGCUCAGGGUUUUGGUACAAAUCCUACAAAAUCCUCACCAUUAAUAAAGACUACACAUCUCAGCACAUUUACGACGUCAAAUACUUUACGGAGAGUGGAGUGUAUGGAAACAAGACUGUGACCUUAAAAACCAGCAAAGUCAGAAACUACGACUGUAAAGUAGUCAAGAAAAAAGCUUCCUUGUCCAAAGAAGUAGAUCACGAACAUCAUUGGGAUUUUAGCCAUUCUUUGUCACUUACCAAGGGUUAUGCUCUAACUGCAGGAAUUCCUAGAAUCAUAGGUGGGUGUUGGUCUAUUUCUACAGAAAGACAUGUUACCCAGUUUGAAGGUUCUUCAGAGACGGAGAGGGAGAUACAUACAGUAGAUGUGGAAUUGGAAGUCCAGCCCAAUCACGAGUGCAAAGUAGAAAUGGAAGGUAUUCAAAUGAAAUCAGAGAUUCCCUUCAGCGCCUCAGUGAUUCGCUACUACAAAAAUGGGAUGCGCCAGAGAGGCACCAUACAAGGAAUCAGCAGAAAUCUGGUUGUGGAAGAAAUCAAUACCAUUAUAAAGCGAUGUCGACCCAUCCCUAAUGCAGAGCCCUGUGAUGAUUAUGACUAGUUAAAGAGGAGCCAAGUUUGUCUGCAUUAGAUAGGAAAAACUAAAGAAAGGUCCAAGUUGAUUUAAUUCUGCAGGGCUGGUCCUUGUGUGUGGAUUUCACUUUUGCAGAUAUGAUUAUUCAGGGAUUUUAAUAAUACGUUGUCUCUAGGAACCUUUAGAUCAGUGGUUCUCAACCUGGGGUCCCCAGAUGUUUUUGCCCUUCAACUCCCAGAAUUCCUAACAGCUCGUAAACUGGCUGGGAUUUCUGGAAGUCGUAGGCCAAAACACCUGAGGACCCACAGGUUGAGAACCACUGCUCUAGAUCCGCUGUUGUGACUCUGUGGCCAACUUCCAUCAUAGAGUUAGCUGUGCUCAUGGACUAGAACUUCCUAAAUAUUAUACUUCACUAGACAUUAGUUAGUCCUUCACCAUGAUGUUAUAGAAGGGGUCUGGCAGAGGUUGACCAUAGGAUUGUG
Anolis carolinensis (green anole) is the source of this 2262-nucleotide messenger RNA. Its product is annotated as natterin-1. Bases 635 to 1807 code for a protein of 390 amino acids. The record is from RefSeq and is a predicted model, not a curated record. NCBI's taxonomy places the organism in Eukaryota, Metazoa, Chordata, Lepidosauria, Squamata, Anolidae. The transcript is spliced from 4 exons.